Messenger RNA from Fusarium pseudograminearum CS3096, 2520 nucleotides. RefSeq lists its product as uncharacterized. The record is from RefSeq and is a predicted model, not a curated record. Gene Ontology annotation, biological process: mitochondrial tRNA 3'-end processing. Gene Ontology annotation, molecular function: 3'-tRNA processing endoribonuclease activity. NCBI's taxonomy places the organism in Eukaryota, Fungi, Ascomycota, Sordariomycetes, Hypocreales, Nectriaceae. Bases 1 to 2520 code for a protein of 839 amino acids. The transcript has a single exon. Gene Ontology annotation, cellular component: mitochondrion.
AUGUCUACCACAGUAGAGAUUGCGUCUGCGCCGACCGUCGACAGUCCUGGCACUUGUCUUCUAGUCCAUACCGACAGGCGCGCAUACAUCUUCGGACGCCCUGAAGAAGGCACUCAGCGUGCCUUUCAGAGUAGCAAGAUUCGUAUGGGACCAACCGAGCAGGUCUUUCUCAGCGGCACUGUCUCGUGGCAGCAGGUUGGAGGUCUCUUUGGCUAUGUUCUUACAGUUGGCGGCGUGCUGGAUGCGAGCAAAGAGCAGGAAGCCAUCACGAACCAAAGAAGGAGAGAGAGGGGUCUGGCAGCGUUCAAAGAGUCUCCUCCUCAAGCUCUUCACAUUCACGGUGGCGAGAACUUGAAUCAUACUCUAGCCGCAUGCCGUCCAGUCAUUCUACGGCAACCCAUUGUUGUCAAGACACAUGAGCACAGAGAGGAUCCCCGCAUUAACUCCAUCAAACUCCUGAGGCCGGACUGGGAAGAUGAUUCAAUCCGUGUAUGGAAGAUCCCAAUUCAACAAGGGCGCCCCAGCAGCUCAAAGAAGCGUCGUCGUUCAAGUGCUGGCUCCGGAGGUACCCCCGACUCGGAGCCACAGUUUAAAGAACCUGCAACUCUUUCAAAUUACGGACUUGCCGCUUCCCUGGUAGAAAACCUCAUGUUCAACGGCACAGUCCGGGGAAAUGGCACAGUUAUUCCUAUCAAGCUGGGAAAUGUCAAGCCUGACGAUAUACUCUUUUGGCGUUCAAAUGGUGACUUUCAACCUUACAAUGGUCCCAGGCCCGGUCACGCCAAUUUCGAGGACAAGGACGAAUUCGUGUGGAAGCUUCCAACUACCGAGGAUUCGGAAGAAUUGCGCCUCAACUAUCCCAAUUUAGCACACCGGCCGUUGCCUCCCACGGUAUAUAGUCGAACCUCUAUGUGCUAUCUUGUCAAAUGUCUUCCUCGUCGAGGUAAAUUCGACGCGAUAAAGGCCAAGGAGCUUAAAGUACCCGUGGGCGAUUACAAGAAGUUGAUUGCGGGCCAAACUAUAGAAACAGAGGCAGGUGUCACUGUGACCCCUGAAAUGGUUGUCGGCUCGGAUAUUCCCGGUCAUGGAUUCAUCGUCGCUGACAUCGAAUCGCACGAUCUUAUUGACUCUUUCAUGGGGCGACUAGAGUGGUCUUCCCCAUUAAUGGAUGACGUUGUUGCCGUGUACUGGAUCCUGGGUCCUGGGUUAGCAGGAGAUGCUAGAAUCCAAAAGUUUGUCGAUGAGCACCCGACGUUGAAGCAUUUCUUCUGUGCCAAAGACACAUGCCCGAACAUGAUCUCCCUUGCUGGGCCUGCCCAGUUGCAGACCAAGUUACGCGUGAUUGACCGUGACAGAUUCAGUCUGCUCGACUUUGACAACCACGUCAGGGGAGUCCUGCCUUCUGGACCACAAGUCCAGUCUGGCCGUACUGGAAACAAGAUCAACCUCAUGCCCCGUCUAAGAUUCGACGUUGGAAGCGUUGUCCCCUUCCCAGACCUAGUGCAACAGUUCAAGUCCGUCAAUGAAGAUGUUGAAAUUAUGAAGCUGGUGGAGGAGGCCUCUCGAGAAAUCUCGGACCCUGAGUUUCUACGGAGGCUAGAAGAGGACGAGAAGGACAUUCCCAACCGAGAUACCGAGAUCAUUCCCCUUGGUACCGGUUCUUCAAUACCGGGCAAGUACCGCAAUGUCUCAUCCACGCUGAUUCGCGUACCUGGCAUCGGCAACUACCUUCUCGACGCCGGCGAGGGCACCCUGGGCCAGAUUCGACGUCUCUUUGGAGAGAAAGAAACAGGAGACAUCCUGCGAGACUUGAAGUGUAUUGUGAUUAGCCAUCUUCACGCCGACCACCACCUCGGUACUCCCAUGUUGAUCAAAGCUUGGUAUGAGCACACUAUCAACGACAGUAACGCAAAGUUGGCUAUAUCUUGUGUAACACGAUACCAGGCCCUUUUAGAGGAGGUGUCCCAGGUUGAGGACAUUGGUUUUCACCGACUACACUUCCCCCAUGCUGGGGCUGACACAACCGCAAAGCGCGGCCACGGACGUUACGAGCUCAAGGACGACACCUUUGGCCUCAAGGCCAUAACGCGUAUUCCCGUUCCUCACUGCUGGCUUGCGAUGGCCACGGAACUGGAGCUCACUUCUGGCUUGCGCAUUGCCUACUCGGGUGAUUGCCGUCCCUCGACUGAGUUUGCCACCACAUGCCAAGGCGCCCAUCUUCUCGUUCACGAGUGCACUUUUGACGACGACAUGAUAUCCCACGCUAAGAAGAAGAUGCAUUCCACCAUGGGCGAGGCCCUGGGCAUUGCGAAGCAGAUGAAGGCUAGGAAGACGCUGCUGACGCAUUUCUCGCAACGAUACGUCAAGGCUGACUCGCUCAAGGAACAAAAGCGAGACGAUAAUGGUGAUGUUCUCAUGGCGUUUGACCACAUGAAAGUCAAGCUGGGUGAUUUUAGAAAGGCGGCUGCUUUCCAGCCUGCUGUUGCUAAGCUACUGGUAAAGACAAACACCUCCGAAUAA